AUACCUCCAUACUUCAUCCAUAAUAUCAAAAUCAACAUCAACUAUAACAUACCCUAUAUACAAACAGAAAUAAUGAAACCAUCCCUCCUCCCCCUCCUCCUCGUAGCUUCCACGGCCUCCGCCGGCCCAGCAGCUUACGGCGUCUGUCAGGCCGGAUGCUCAGCAGUCGUGAUGGCCUGUUACUCGGCUGCUGGCUUCACCUGGGGUGCGACUGCCGGGGCAUCUGCGCCUGCUAGCAUCCUCGCAUGUAAUUCGGCUUAUGGGACGUGUCAGGCUGCUUGUGCGGCGGCGUUGUUGGCGCCGACGCUGUGAUUGAUGAUAUCGGACCUCUUGAGAAUGGUAGUUAUUGGACUUGAGACUGAUUGAUUGUUGGUGACGGGUGCUUGCUAUCAGCUUACUGUAGUCGACAAUCUAUGUCUUUUAUCAAAUGGUUACUAUGUGGAAGAGCAGUUGGACUUGUGGAAAAAUUGUGCCAUGCAUUCCUUCUUCUUUUUCUCUUUAAGCAUGGGCUUUGCAUUAUCAACGGUUGAUAUGUGAAAACCAAGGCAGAAUGAUUUCUAUGUUCGGUC
This is a messenger RNA of Aspergillus wentii DTO 134E9, 569 nucleotides long. RefSeq lists its product as uncharacterized. The record is from RefSeq and is a predicted model, not a curated record. Bases 73 to 312 code for a protein of 79 amino acids. Lineage: Eukaryota; Fungi; Ascomycota; Eurotiomycetes; Eurotiales; Aspergillaceae. The transcript has a single exon.